AUCUCAAAUGGGUAUAAAAGCAAACUGCAGCUUGUCAUCAGUGCUCCAACAUGAUGUGGCUUGUGCUUCUUCUGUCCUGUAUUGGGCUGAUUUGUGCCAAAGAACCUCUCAACUACAAAGUUGACAAUGAGAGGGUGAUAGGCGGCAGUAAUGCUCAACCAAACACAUGGAAAUGGCAGGUUUCUGUGCAGUAUGAUCAAUUCUAUGAUGGCUCAUUCUACCACAUGUGCGGAGGAUCUGUUGUUGAUAGCUUCCACAUCAUGACUGCAGCUCACUGCAUCCUCAGCCCAGAUGCUAGUCAGUACCGUGUAGUGGUGGGUGAGUAUGACCUGUAUAAGUUAGAAGGCAGUGAGCAGUUCAUCCAUGUGGAAAAAAUUACAGUCCAUCCUGGCUGGAAUGGUGAUCUUCGUUAUGGAAAUGACAUUGCUCUCUUGAGACUCGCUGGUCCCAUCUAUGACAGUGGUUACGUGGCUAUAGCUAAUCUCCCCUACCCGGACCAGACACUGCCUCAUGGCUUCACCUGUUACAUCACCGGCUGGGGAUUAGUAGACUAUGGAGGUAGCCCUGCCAUCCUACAGGUGGCUCCCAUCAAUGUGGUGGAGCACUCGGUCUGCUCCCAGCCAGAGUGGUGGGGCAGCAUUGCUCUAGAAACCAUGGUGUGUGCCGGAGGGGAUGGGAUCAUAGCAGGCUGCCAGGGCGACUCUGGAGGUCCUCUGAACUGCUUUACUGAUGGAGCCUGGAGAGUUCACGGUGUUGUCAGUUACGGCCCAUCUGGUAUGUGCAACCAAGUGUUCAAACCCACGGUCUUCACCAGAGUCUCUUCCUUUGAAGACUGGAUGUUUUCAGUUAUGGGUCUUGCUUAAAUGGCACCGCAUUCCUUACAAUUCUCAAAUGCAACCUGCAAAAUAAAAUUGAUGUGCAUCUCA
Molecule: messenger RNA, 926 nt
Organism: Haplochromis burtoni (Burton's mouthbrooder)
Lineage: Eukaryota; Metazoa; Chordata; Actinopteri; Cichliformes; Cichlidae
Product: elastase-1
Exons: 8
Coding region: 51-863 (270 amino acids)
Biological process (GO): proteolysis
Molecular function (GO): serine-type endopeptidase activity
Source: RefSeq, a predicted model, not a curated record